Molecule: messenger RNA, 1182 nt
Organism: Homarus americanus (American lobster)
Lineage: Eukaryota; Metazoa; Arthropoda; Malacostraca; Decapoda; Nephropidae
Exons: 2
Coding region: 323-973 (216 amino acids)
Source: RefSeq, a predicted model, not a curated record
CUGGAAUACUGUAUUCCUGUUCAGAUACAGUACUGUAUGUGAAUACAUUGUGGACAUGAAUCCCAUGUGAUCAUGUAAAGACAUUUUUUUUUUUUUUUUUUACUUUUGAUGAUUCAUCAUUACUUGCAACUAUUACAACACCUUAUGGGGAUUACUAGCAUACAAAAGUGAAAACUAACACUGUUAAUACCACCAAUAUUUAUAAACAAUUAAAUACUACUGUAUAUUGGCAUCAGUAAAAUAAAUAUAUUGGGUAAUUAGCCUUCAUUAUCUCCAUUGUUUUCCUUAGUAAUAUUUAGUUAUUCUAACUUUGACGUUAAAGAUGUUAUUUGUGUAUUACAGUGAAAGACGAUCUCAUGUGAAAACUGGUGGUGGUCCUCCAGCCAGUCAGGCAGUAGAGGACACUCCGGCAGUUUUGCCACCAAAGAUGUACCAGCCAAUAGACACUGACAUUGGGAACGAUGAACCGCUGCCACUUGCUCAAGCAGAGGUAAUCCUUGGGACAAUUCAAGAUGAUGCUGUGAUCACACAGAAUUGUGAAACAGUCGAGGAUGACAUGGGGGAAAUAUUGAAUAGCAGAGAAGAGACUUCAUCCAACUUAUAUAACUCCAGGCCACAUUCAAGUCUCAGCCCUGAAAAUGGGGUAUCAAGACCUUACUCAGGGUGUAAUAACAGGCAUGAAACUUACAGACACCAGUAUCAGACUCCCAAGAAAGUGGCAGCAAGGAAUGUUGAGAAGUCUUGUGAGCUAGAUGUACAACUGCUACAUCAUAAGAUUAGAAUAGAAAAAUUAUCUCAAAAAUAUUAUGAUUUGAAAAUCAGAUGUGCUAAAUUAGAAGAAGAAAAACUAAAGAAGGAGUUACUUUUACAAGAAGAAAAUCACAGGACGAAGUUACUUUUUCAGGAAGAAAAGCAAAGGAAGGAACUUAUUCCUUUGGAUGAAAAAUUGAAAUGUCUAAAUAAACAUAUAUAAUUUGUUUGCUAUUUUAUUUACUAUUUACUUAUUUCACAUUAGUAAGUUGAAUAAAAAAUAUGGAGUCCUUUAUCAUGUACAAUAUCAUAGAAUAUUCCUCAGUAAAGUACAAACUGUAUUUAUUUAUUUAUUUUUUUCAUUUCCAACAGUUAACAAUUUAUCUUUUUACUGACAUUAUGAAAUUGUUCCAUUAUGUGCUAAUUUUUCAU